AUUUUUAGCAAGUUUCAAGUGAUUUUGUUCAGAUGUAAUGCGAUACUGGCGUUGUUUUGCCAUAAAAUUCGUGAACGUUUCCGUCAAGGACAGCUACGGGGUCGUAUAUACCUUCAAUCGAGCCUUCAAUUUGCCUAGAUGUUUUGUUGAGAAUCGCCAAGUAGGAUUAAAAUGGCCUAACGUUUUGCAUUGUGAAAACAUGGGCCAAUUUCAAACGUCGAAAUGAUCUGGAAAAUAUGUUUUAAGGUAUUAGCAUUUGUUGUUUAGCUUGUUUGUCUGCUUGGAUUUUAGACUUUUUGGUUUCGUUAUGUUGUUGUUUGUUCUGUUUUGGUCGUUUGUUUGUUUUGUACUUGAAAAUAAGAGUUGCAAUUAUAUAAGUCGUGUGUCAAAAUAUUAGUCAACUUAUCAGUAUUGAUCAUGCAGUAUUUUAGUGUUAUGUAGAAUGAUAUUAUUGUAUAUAUUUAUUGUAUAUAUUCUCAAGAUUUGAGUGAUAUAUUUCAGAGAAUGUAAAUGUAUACCGUAAAUCUCCAACUAUAUUAAGCCCUGGACUUAUAUUCUUUCGUAAGCGAUUUUUGAUGGGCUUAUACAAGGGGGGGGGGGCUUAUAUAUUGGCGAUCCUUUGUGCUAGUAAUAAACAAGUUGAUCAUAAACAAGAAAAUAAACAUAAUAAUGCGCUUUGAUUAACAUAGUAAGCUAUAAAGACAAUGACAAUGUUUUUAAACCGGGGAGGGGUUUAUAUUUUGGGGGCUUAUAUUUGGAGAAUUUUUAGAACCACUGAGUAUUUUAAUAAAAUACAAAACAAGUGAAACUCCAAAAAUCACUAACAUUUUUAUUUAUCAAAAUAAAUAAAAAUGAUAAAUAGAAAUGUUAUCGAUUUUUGGAGUUAUUGUUUUGUAUUUUAUAUUUGGAGGUUUACAGUUAGUAUAAUAUAUUGUGCUUCGUCAUUGUUAUAAUUUACAUUGCUCACGACCUCAUGCAGUUCCUAUAUUGCAUGGAAGCAUAUAUAGAGGAUACAUAUUUGAAAUAGGAUUCGAUGCAACAAGUGGGUGGGUAACAGCUAUCUAGCUGUGUUUUGUACAGCUAUCUUUGAACUUGGAUGUGGUAUUUGAAAGACUUUUGGACACCUGCUUCUCAUAUUGAUGCCUUUAAUUAAUCCCCGAGCCAACAGCAUGAAGCACCAUUAUGGUUGUAUGCCCGGGGCGAGGGUACUAAUUAUGCUUGAGGGUACUAAUUACGCUCGGCUAUUUAAACCCGGGAAAAGCAUUAGCGAAGUCUAAAGUCGUGUCAUGGGUGUGUAGGUGGACCUCCUCACUGAUCUCAAAAAUAUGGCUGUACUUUUAACUAUACAACAAAAAUAUACAAAAAGUACUAAUCUUUCAACUAUUUUUUCCCAUUUUGUACAGAAAAAAAUUAAAAUUAUAAAAUGAUUGUGUCUCUAUGGCAACACACAACACAAGCCUGUGUUCAGUGAACAUUGCCCAAUUACUAACGCUUCAUGUUAAUUCAAUGUUUGGAAAAUAUAGACGAGGCGUUGCUGCAUGAAUGUAUUUCUAGUACAUGAGGCUAAGAAUUGUGGAAGUCAGAGAAAUACUUUGUGCCUUAAGUUGCACUGUAAUUGUUUUUUACUGCACAGUUGUCUUAGAGUUCUUGCCUUAUCCCAUGUUCUUUAGUCAUUUCCUGAUCUACUAACAUGUAUCCUAGCAUGCUUGUCCAUUUGCUUUGCUAAAAUUCAAAACUACUGUACCUAUAUCAUGAGCUGCAGAGUUUGCAGUUAAAAUUAAUAUUAUUGCAUGCAUGUCUGUUAUACUCAAGAUGUCCAUAUUUCUAAUUCUGGUUUCAUUAUCGAGUUUUGACCAAAUAGUUGGACCUAGAUGCCUUAUUGUGUUUGCAUAGCAUACAGUUUCAUUAUCUUUGGAAUGUCAAAACUUGUCUUUGUUUCUCAGUGAUAUAAUGUUCAUACUAAGAAAGUGCCUCUUCAUGGGGAGACUCUAAAACUCUAUGAAGAACUGUUCAAAGUGCUCAGCUUAUAUGUAGUGUCACACAAUGAUCCUCCUGACAAACAAAAUGAAAAACAAAUUAAAUUGUCUUCUUGUAUAAAUGGCAUAAUAAACAGGAUUCAACAUUUCAACUAACUCUAGCAUUAGUUUGAAUUUCCACCGAUUUUUUCCUGUGUUUUCUCUUAAAGUCAGUCAUGCCGAGUUCCCAUCAGAAAUAAAAAGUGGCAUAUAAAUGGCUGAAAGACGCAAGAUUGGCGACUGGAUUGAAAGUGGUUAUCUUGGCUCUGGAACGUUUGGCAUGGUCAAACUCUGGCAUAAUGAGGUAGGUGUUCUAUUGAACCCAUUAGCAGGGCAGGCCGAAAAAAGAAUUUUCUUCCUGGGAGCACAAACUGGAGACAAAAGUUUCCUGCAGACCAACAGAGUAUUUUUGUGCUAAAUCUGCAUACAGUGCAUAUACAUAAUUAUAUAUAGCUUAAGUGUUGUAGCUGACCCAGGGCUCGAAACUGGAAAUUUUUGUCAGUAUCCAUAUCAAGUGGAUACCAGCAUCAUAGAAUCUAGUAUCCAUCCUUGAAAUAUAGUAACCCAGAUUUGGAUACUAGAUAUUCUAUUUCCAGUAUCUAAGCAAGGCAAAAUUUUACCUUGCAACCAGGCCUUCAGUUGCUGAGCAAAAACCAGGCCUUUAUAAGUUUCAAUAAUAAAAAUAUGUAUUGAAAUUCGAAAAAAUUGAAAAUAACACACUGCGACGAUACGAAAGAAAGCACCGUUUGUGAAAUUUUUUUUUAAAUAUUCUGCCAAAAUCCGUAGACAUUGAAGUUCGGAAACAUGCCAAAUGUCUAGAUGAUUAUAUCUACUAUAGCAAUUUCUAAGUUUCCCUAGUAUCCAGUUGGGAUACUGAGCUUAUGAUACCCAGUAUCCAAAAUUAAAAUCUGAUAUCCUGUGGAUAUCGGGAUACCGCAAGUUUCGAGCCCUGUGACCAUGGUUUUAAAUUCAAGGAAAUUAGUCAGUCAACCAUAUGUUGUUGCACGUGGGACAUGGGAUUUUCAAUAGCAAAAUAGCAAAUCUUCAUUCAGACAAAUUUUCUGUAGCUGUUUAAAGAGGCUGUCAAGUCGGCGUUCUGCUCAUGCGCAUGUUUUGUUUACAUUUUUUGUGUCAAACAAUAGAUAAUUUAAACACAUCUUUAUACAAAGGUAUGGACAAAAUGUGUACAAAUUGCAAUCAAAUUUUGUCCAGACCUCUGUAAGAAGUGCUUCUUAGCGUUUUCGAUUUAAAAUUUGUUGUUUUCGUGCUAAAUUUUUGCUUUAGUAGUUCAAUUUCUUCCUUGUGAUAUAUUCUGAAUGCAUAAUGAGCUAACUUGGAGGCCCACAGAUCGGAAUUUUAAUUAAAUUAUCUAUUGUUUGAAACAAAAAUGUAAACAAAACACGCGCAUGAGCAGAACAGACUUGACAGCCUCUUUAACAUUUGCUGCGAGUAGUGCUCGCGUGCUUGCCUAUUUUUUCCACCCCUACCCAUUAGGACACAAGACUCUCCUCUUUAUGAGUAAGGGAUUGGUCCUUAUUUAUUGCUGAAUGCUGAUCCAAUCAUUAAAAAGUCAAAAAAAGUUUUAACCAACCUCAAAUAUCGAUUAAAAAAAUAACUACCCAAAAACUUUACGAAAGGAAGGAUACUACUCAGUUGUUACACAUGUCCUUUACAGGUUUUUUUCAGGAUUUUCUCUUGGGUCCGUUUUUGCAGAGAAGAUUGAGUUUAGCUGAACAGCUGGGGUGGCUGCACCCCCCCCCCCACCCCUACCGGGGGGCUGACACCUGUAAUCAAUAAAUGUAGUUGAGACGGAAUGUGUUAAAGCAGGGCCACUAAGGGACACUAUAAACUGGUUAAAGAUGGCGAAUGCAUAGUUUUUCUUGUGUUGUGAGAUGAAUUCCAGCCAUUUUUUCUUAAUUGUCGGAUUUCCAACUGAAAACUAAUUUCCACACGUCACGAAAUUUAACUCAAACAACUUCAUUUUUACUGCACUGAAACUUUGGUGAGAAGAUUGAGUUUCAAAACUCAAUUCAAGAUUGGGUUUUUGGGGCCGUUUAACAGCCCUAAAAAAUCCCUGAAAAAAACCCUGCUUUACUACCUUUGUCACAUGAGUUUGUUAACUGCUUGAAUGUGCAAUUUUCUGCAGUCUAAAUCUCAUGUUUUCUGUGUAUGUACUUUCUUUCUUUCACUUCCUGACAAAUCGAAAAAUGAUCAAGAUAGUGACUCUGAUUGAUUUACAAUAUAUUGUAUUGACAUAUGACUGUUGACAUGGCUGUUAGUCUUCAAUAUUUGAGUGAGUCAAAAACACAUUUUUAUUAAUCCAAUCCUUGAGUUUCUUCAAAUCUUGUGUGACGGAACUUUCUCUAAGCCUCAUUUUAGUAAUUCUGUGUUUGAAUAAUUAGACCAUAUAGGCUUAGUACAGAAAGACUAUUUUAAUAACUACGUUUCGGAGUAUAACUCCAUCUUCAGGUUAAAAGUAUCUUUUAACCUGAAGAUGGAGUUAUACUCCGAAACGUAGUUAUUAAAAUAAUCUUUUUAUACUAAGCCUAUAUGGUCUAAUUAUUCAAACACAGAAUCCUUGAGUUGUUUUGUUUUUCAAUUACCCAACCUUUUAGUCACUCAAAAUGUUGUUUACCCAACCCUAAUUUCUCUGAUAAUGAUAGAGUUCAACCUCGUAUAUAGAGUUGGACACAAUUUGGCGCAUUACAACUUUAUCAGUUUAACUAGACACAUAGGCAGGUUAAGCCAUUGAGCGCCAUCACUCUCGUUCUGUUGGCUCCACAGAAUUUUUUUAAAUUGUCAAAAUAGUUGAGUAUGUUAGAGGAAAUCAUUUUAUGAAAUAAAAUUUGGGAGUCACCGAGUUGAAGUACUUCAAAACCAAAACAUUAUUGUUGCCAUACAUACCUGUAGCAACGGUAGUUGUCUAAUUUUUGCGAAAAAAUUCAAACCCUUUACUGUAGAUGUUGUUUUACAUCAGUAAGGUACUUUUUGUUUUUCAACAAGUAAUUAAUGUAUAAUACACCAAAAAGGUCCAAAAAUACGAAUCUAAAAUUUUGUAAAUUUUCCAUUUUUUAAAAACUGUAUUGAGUCGCCUUAACAGGUUAAUAAUUGAAUUACUGAAGACACGGAAUUACGAAAGCUCUUGGCAAUUUCAAAUCUGGUAUUCCAUUGAUACGUCAAAUUUCAAGCUCUGCGCCUCAGUCUGUGACAUUAUUUUCAGGUAACGAAGGCGAAAAUUGCACUGAAAACAUGUCGUAACGAUCCGCCAUUAAGCGAGAAGAAUCGAGAACGAUGGAGACAAGAGGUGGAAUUUCUCAAAAGGAUCAAACAUCCAAAUAUCAUUGAAACCCGGCCAUUACCAGAGGAGUUAGUGGAAGAAGGACGUCGUAUGAAGUUUUUGCCUGCUUUGUGUAUGGAAUAUUGUGAAGGAGGGGAUUUACGUAAGGUACAGUAUAAUCACCAUGCUGUAAGUUGCUUGGUCAGUAAGUCAGUCAUGACAAAUUUUAUUGUCGAUUUCAGAUCACUUUUCAAAGCCUUCCCAAGUUUGUUAUGAAGUCUGUGAAUGUUCCCAAUAUACUGUACGUCAACUUUCUAAAUUUGGAAUAUUGGGCGUGAAAUAUGAUACUUUUUGUUUGUGGAAACACCACGUAAAUUUGUUACUUCAAAGCUUUCGAUCCGUAAGCCCGGAUCUUCAUCAGUGCUAAUAAUAUCAAGCAGUAUUAAAUGCUUUAUCGCCAAUGCAAACCUACUGUACGAAGAAUUACUUAUUGGGCGUGAAGCUUGUAAAGCUAACUUCGCAAGAUGCGUACUAAAGUACCGACGUUCUGAACAGAAACUCGUAAAUUGCAGUGUUACAAGGCUGUUACGAGACUGUUUUACUAAUAUAGCCAUGCAACGAAUUAAACGUAUUUCGUAAAAGCUUUAAUAAAUCAUUCGUCAAAUGUGUUGGAAAACUAAUCUAUGAUUCAUCCAUUAAUGACAUCAUAUCCGGAAACUUUGGCAGUGAAAAAGUACCGAAAGUUGAUCAGGAUGGUUUGCAGGUUUUUUCAUCGGCGGAUUUUCCGAUUUCGCUUUGGGGAAAGGGUGCUAAAAAUUCAGGGGAAGAUGAGUCGCUAACGGAAGAAAAGCUUGCGGAAAGUGGGGCGAAGCCACAAGAAAUUUUGAGAUUUUUUGGUCUUAUUUAGUUCAAAAUCCAGUGUCAUUUUCAUAUCCAAAACACUGUCGUUGCCACUACUAAAAUGUCUGGCAACACAUUGAUUAGCAUCAUUGCCAAUGACAGCAUGCACUGAUGUUCAAACCUUGUCCUCAAAAAUCUUCCAGUUUCUCCAAUAUAAAGCAUGCCACAUUUACUGCAUGAGAUACAGUAGAUGAGAUGGGAGAAGGUGCAUGUGGAAUGGUGUGUGACAUGGUACUGUACUGUACUUAGAUUUUGGUGGGUUAAUGGUUAAUUAUUGUCUUUUCCAGACAUUAAGUACGACAGAAAAUUGCUGUGGUCUGAAAGAGACGAUGAUUAUUAGAGUUUGUGAAGAUAUUGGUAGGAAAAUUCAUGACUCGUUUUAUCUGUGAAAAACAUUUGCUUCUUGUGAAAAACAUUUUCUUUUUUUAUCACCUAAAACAUCUGAUGUUUUAUCUUACCAGCAAAUGCAAUUGAAUGUCUACACAAGGAAAACAUCGCUCAUCGAGAUUUGAAGCCUGAAAAUAUUGUCAUAUGCCAAAGCGGUAGUAAAGUAAGUAAUUUAUGAGUUCAUUCUAUCACUACGUUUGAUGUAUAGGCUAUAUAUUCAUGUAUAUAUAAAUGAACUUACGGUUACAGCUCAACAGCUGGCCUCUGUAGCUCAGUUGGUUAGAGCGCUGCACCGGAAUCGCAGGGCCGUAGGUUCAAUUCCUACCAGAGGACCUUGUGCUGCAUUUUUCGCAGUCGUUCCUGGUCAGGUCUUAAGAUGUAUAUAUACUCACUUGGAUUACAAACCCUAACAUUCUAAUAUUGUAGAAUACUGCCUAUACACUGAACCCUUCACAUUUGAGUUAUCUUCUUUAGAUAUAUCAGACACAAACCACGAUAGCUUAUCGUAGAAUACUACUUAUACACACUGGAAAAAAAUUUGAAAAUCAUGCAUAGAAUGGAAAUUGUAUGGACCUUUAUUGGAAAUAGAAUGGAUUUUUGAUUAUCCUUAAUAAUUCUAUAUUUCCAUACUAUAAUGUAUCGAAAUAGUAUGGAUAUACUAUGCAUUUAGUGGUGCAAUUGCAAAUCUCAUAGUAUGGAUUUCAAAUUUUUUCCCCAGUGACACUAGACCACCACGUUUGAGAUAUUGUUUAGGAUCACCGCGUUGGAGAUAUUUUUUUCGGAUACUUCAGACACAAACCAUGGCAGUUUAUUGUAGAAUACUAUACCUACACUGGACCACCACGUUUGAGAUAUCUUUUUCAGGACAAAACCACAGCAGCUUAAUUAUUGUAGAAUACCAACACUGUACCACAACGUUUGAUGUAUCUUUUUCAGGUAGUUCAGACAUAAACCAUGACAGCCUAUUGCACAAUACUAUACCUAGACUGAACCCCCUAUGUUUGAGAUAUCAGUUUUAAAAAUGUCAGUUUAAUUUAUAUACGCGCAGCAAUUGCUCAAAAUACUCUUUUUAAUUUUUGUUAAAGAAUAUUUAUAAGGUGAUCGACCUGGGUUAUGCUAAACAAGCUGAUCAAGCAGGAUUAUGGCACUCUUUUGUUGGAACUCAAUACUACUUGGUAAGCAAGCUCAACCUGGAUAUGUUUUCAUCUACGUUAACUUAAUAAUAUAUAAGCAAAACAUACUAAUUAAAUUGACAUCAUUUUCUGUUUGGCGUACCCUCUAAAAUCUCUUCAUUUUAGACAGUGGCGGCGCCAGCCUUUUAAAAGUGGGGUGGAUUUUUGAGCGGCGAAUGCACGAGGCACUUCUAGGGGGGUCCGGGGAAAAUUUUUGAAAUCUAGAGUCCCUGAAAUACGAUUUCCUGCAUUUUUACGGUACGAUUAUACAGAAUUCCGAAGAUUGUAAAAUAAACAAAUCACACGAUUUUUCCAUGAUUAUAUAUAUAUAUACGUAUAUAUAAAACCUGCAAAUAUAGUAUUACAUAAUAGUCAAUAGAAAAAGGUUAGGGAACCCGAUGCAAACAUAAUAGACCUCCUUAUGUAUGUUUUUGUCUGGUUUAUGCAAGGAACGAACGGUUCGUCGUCAUUUUCUGCAUAAACCAAGACAAAAACAUAGAUGAGGCUAUAUUAUGUCUCCAUCGAGUUUCCUAACUUUCUUAUUCUAUUGACUAUGACUUUACAUUGAUGAACAGCUGCCUAAAGGAAUUAUUACUUCAGGAAUAUUGAAGUCAAAGGCGCCGCCACUGAUUUUAGCAUUAUUUUACAGAUAAAGCACUAAACAUCCUUUUAAGUUUCUUUGCCGCUUGAGAAACAUAUCAAAAAUAGAAAUGACUAUUUGACUCACAUGUAUAUCCCAAAUUACAUACAUUGUGAAAACCUAAUAUUUUAACGGGUUGAAAAUUGCAUAACGUAAGCACUUCUGUAGGGGUAUUUAUACUCAUUUAUUUGAAUGGCAAAACUACUUAAGGAGGCUCCCUACCGACUGCUACAGUUUCUGUUAUAGAGAUUUAUUCAGGAACUGCACUAUUUACAAAACAAAGAAAAUGUAUACAAAAUUUUACAAAUAAUUAUGUUUUGAAUGAAUAAUUUCAAGUUAAUUUGAUAACGUGAAGGUGCGUAGUGAUCAAAGGAGCAUAAACUUUCGAGUUGAUCACUACCUACGUUCGAUCAUAUAGAUUAUUUUAUAUGGUUGAGCUUAAAUAAAGACACUCCGAUACAUAUGUACACAUAUACACAUACAUAUACACAUAUAUAAUAUACAUACACAUAUAGACUCAAGUCUCAAUAACAUUUUUCAUUGAUUUUGUAUAGAAGGGCAGCUUUAUAUCUUUUCUUAAAGAUUUCAAAUGAAGACGAACUUUUUAUUUUCAAGUCAAUAGACUCCCAUAUUUUUGAUGCAACAAAUUGAAAAGUGUGCUUUCCAUAAUUUGUCUGGACUAUCAUUGUUUUGAAGUAAGGUUAUCCUGUGAAAGGUUAUCCAUUAAUUUAAAAGGAUAAUAUUAUACAAUGAACCUUGCUGACUUAUAGCAUUCGUUACAUUAUAGUAAUAUUUAUUUAUUAUGUCAUUGUUUGAUAAGUCAAGGAUUUUUUAAACAUUUACAAGGCCAAUAUUGAACGUUAAUAGGUAAAAAACAUACUAAACAAAAGCUUAAGAACUAUAGUUAGCAACACACUUACCUUUUUAUUUGAACUACGUACUGUACGAUUUAAGAAACACUGCGUGGCAUCUUCUUUCAGAGAUAAACCCCAGAAAACACUAAAAAUACUUUCACAGCUUGUGUAAAAAAUCCACGAAUAUUUAUUCUACACGCGAGAAUGUAGGGUACUCAAUUCUUAAUACAAGUUUUCAACGUCAAAAUUUGAGACUAUUCAGAAUAUCUUGUAUUUCUUUUUUUGCCACUGUAUUUCGAUAAAAUUGCACUCAAUCGAGUAAUUUGUUUUUGUAUAUUAUUGAACUUUAAAUAUAUAAAUUAUGCAGUAUAUUUUCUAACCAUCAUCGUCCAUAACUCAUUUCUUUCAGGCCCCUGAAAUUCUUACUGGACAAAAAUACACGUUAAAAGUAAGUGAUUAAAAAUUUUUGAUAUUCACCCGGCGUAAUUUUUGGUUUCAACAAGUGGGUUUCAUAAAGCACUACAUGCAGUAGAACAUUAUGUCGAACUUGUUUAUCAAUCUAUAUAUCUCAAACUGCCCGUUUUCUCGAACUAACAUAAUUUUUUCUUUGGCGUACCAUCUAAACUCUCUUCAUUUCAGCAUCGUUUCGCAGAUAAAGCACCAAACAUACUUUUUAAAUUUGUUUGCGGCUUGAGAAACGUAUAAAAAACUUUAAAAAUUGAAUAUACAUGCAGUAUAGUCGUUAGCCAAGUGGAAAAGUAUACUCAUUAGUUUUGAGCGCGUGUUACGUAACAUACAAAAGAUUCUCCUCCUAAUUGUUGUGUUGUUUUUAGGUAGAUCUUUGGAGCUUUGGAAUAUUGUUAUAUGAAUGUUGUACGGGAAACCGACCAUUUCCUGGACACUGUCAAGAACUAUAUGAAAGUAUGCGAAGUAAAGAACAGCAGUUCAUUGCUGUCACUUUCGAAGAUGAAAAUGGUAACUGUUUCUGAAUAAUUCUAUAAUAAGUUAUCAUGUACUCUUGAACUUUAUAAGACAAAGUGAGGCAUGACAGCAUGUAUAUGGUUAUGCAUCUAUACCCAACUAUACUCACGCCUGCAAAUAAUUAUUUUGCUUGAAGGGACAAACGUCCGGGCAAGACAAAAAUUGGUUUUCUCGAACAAUGGACAAGGUUUUUCAUAUUUUUUAAAAUUACGUAGCAUGAUGUGUUUCGGCUGGCCAUGUUAGUCCGCGCUGCAAUGCAUCUACUUAACAAAUAGAUAAGAUUUUGCCGUUGUCUGUUUAGUUAUAGAUACACAAUAUGACGUCAUAGUGUGGGCAGAACCAAAAAGUGGCUGCACGCGAGCCACCGAGGCGAGUGCGUCAUUUUGUUUUUCCCAUAUUAUGACGUCAUACUGCAUGUAUUUAUAACUGAACAGACAUCGGCAAAAUCUUAUCUAUUUGUUUUAUAUAAUAAAAUAAACCCCCCGAAUUAAACAGGUAAAUAGCUUACAUUUUAUCCACCCACACAUUUGGAAAUUUGAAAAAGUCGAAAUUUUACAAAUAUCACGCGUACAUGAUCUAUAUACUAAUAAGGGAAUGCUAUUGGCUACUUUAAGUUACGUCACGUGUGACGUAAAUCCUGCAUCUGUCCUCUAAUACUGUAGAUCAUGGCUCUCGACUAAUGAAAGCAUGCAAUUAUUAAUAGUUUCUAACGUUAUAUUUGCUGUGUUCGUGUAGUGUACUCAGGUGAAUAAGAUGCUUGUGAUGUUACUCUGAGUGGUAUAUCCACACCGGGCAGGCUUGAAAAAUAUGCCUGGCCACCGUGGCCAGGCAUAUUUCUCAAGCCUGCCCGGUGUGAAUAUACACUCAGAGUAACAUCAAAAGCAUAGUAUCUAAUAUUAUUAUAUGAAACUGAGUAUAUAUAUUUAAAGGCGUGCAGGAAAUUUAUUGUUAUAAACAUUCUCGAUGCGCGAGAAGUAGACUAUAAUGUAUUAAUCAUGUAUUAAGCUUUGAAUAUAAGCUGGCUACAGGCUAAUGUAAUUCUAUAUGAUCUGCAUUUUCUAGACAUGUUGGUAUAUCGUGAUAAACUUCCCGAAGUCAACCGACUAAAUUGGUGAGAAUAAAAUUUAAUGCCGUAUGUGACUUCACUGACUUUUAUGGGACCAGGGCCGUUGCGAGGAUCUUGCCUCAGGGGGGUGUAAGGUUAGAUUUGCCAAAAAAAAUUUUCCGGACAUACAAAAAUUUUUCUUAAUAUAUCGUUAUUUUCGCAAACAUACAAAAAAAAUUUCCGGACAUAUCAUAAUUUUUCCGAAAGUAUACGGAAAUUUUUCCGAACAUAACUUCAUUUUUCUCAAAAAAUUAAAUUUUUUUUCAGAGAUAUAGCUAUUCUUCCAAAUUCAAUUUACCUGAAAAUCUACUGCAAAUCUACCUGAAACUGCUCAUGAGCAAUUAUCAGGGGGGUGUUGCAUCCCCCCCCCACACAUACCCCGGUCGCUACGGCCCUGUAUGGGACGGUAGAAUACACUGCGUACAAAUCAUAGAAAUAAUAUUAAGAGAUAUAUGUGCUGCACCACUGCGUAGUGCAUGAUGAUCGCGCGGGACGAAUCAACGCUUCACGUGACCAGACCUGGAAAUAAUUAGCUGUGUUUAACAAUUAAACAGAAUUCAUUGAAUUGAUUAAUUGUACAGGCUAAUCUGUGGUCGGCUAGGCCAUAUGUAUUAUAAUUGUAUGUAUGUUGCUGAAGUUAGCAUAUCAAAUUAAGUCGUAAGAAAUGCUGAUAAGUUAUUAGCGUUAGUUAAAACACACCUUACAAGAUGAAUACAGUACACAGCUAUUUCAAUUAAGGUUGUCCACGAACAAAGCAGAAAAGUCGAAUACGAGCGCGAAAGGCUGCUGGGAAUUGCUAACAAAUUAAUGAAUUUUCAUAGCGAUUCCCAGCAGCCUUUCGCGCUCGUAUUCGACUUUUCCGCUUUGAAUUACAACCUUAAUUGAAUUAUUGUCACUAGGCGUCUUUACUUCAUAAAAGCAGUAUUGAUAUAUACCGUGUUUCUAUUUUCAAGGAAAUUUCAAGAAAAUCUUAAUGUACGAAAAUAGACUUACCGAUCUAGUUUUUGUUUCAUUUUCCACUGUUACCAGCCCAAAAUUUUCUGACAACCAAAAUGGAGACGAUCGUCCCCAUUACACCAUUUUUAGUAUAAAGCUUUCUAAAACCAAUAUACAGUGUGCCUUAACGUACUGUAAAAGUAGUGACACCAAACUUGCAUCACAUUUUCCCCUAAAUAUUUUAUACGUUUAUAAUUUUAGCGUUCUUCAGCGAAAAUUUGAAAAGUUGUUUCGUCUGUUGUUGGAUGGAAACCCUUCCAGACGAGGCUCGUGUGAAACUGACGCAGGAACGAGGUCAUGGCGGGACUGUGUUGAUGAAAUUCGCAACACUAAGGUAUGCUUAGCACUGAUCUGCAACUAGAAUUGGAUAGUGUUGGUGGCAUGUUCUUACAGUUUCUGGUUAAUGGUGGGAAAAGAUAAACAUUGUCUGUACAGAAAUUUAUCAACAGUAGCCUCUCUUCCAUCUUAAAUUUGCCCGUGAAUAACUAGUAAAAUCACAUCAAGAUGGCUGCCACAAAUCUCAACAGGGUUCGUACGGGUCCUGGAAAACCUGGAAAGUCGUGGAAUUUCAAUAUUCCAAAAUCCAGGCCUGGAAAUCCUGGAAAAUCCAUUUUAGUCAUGGAAAGUCAUGGAAAAUUGAAAUUUUACAUAACAUUAACAAAGUAUUUUACUUAGUUCAAUUUACCAGUCAUAACAAUAAUAUGAAUUGUUAUUAUAUAACGGAUUUUUGCAAGAGCGAAGUGAAUUUCGUUCUUUUAUUAUAUCUGUUAUCGUUAAAAUAUUAACGAAUUUCAGAAAUUCCAGACUUCCAGGUCAUGGAUUUUGAAAAAAAUGGUCAUGGGAAGUCAUGGAAAAGUUAUGUAAUUUUAAAUUGGAGAAGAUGUACGAACCCUGUCUCAAGGUCCAGACACACCGAACGCGAUUUGACAAUACGACACGAUUUCUCGAUUUUCAAUGACCGUUAUUUAACUUCGAUCCUAGUUUAAAUUUUUUCUAAAUAUUGAAAGACGCUAUAACAUUUUGAGUUAUUUGAUCUACGUAUCUUUCAAAAUUUGCUCUCAUUGGCUGUUUUAUUAACUUUCAAAAACUAAAAAAUCGCGUCGCGUUGUCGAAUCGCGUCCGGUGUGUGUGUGGACCAAUAAUGUUUCAUAUGCGAAUUACUCUCACUGUGACGUCAAAUUGCGUAAUGCUUUCUGUUUUGUUUGCAUUGGAAUAUUGAAACAGUCGAUAGGAACAUUGCAAAUUCCCUCAGGGGAUUUGCAAAGAGUUUUUCAAAUUUGCAAAGCUAGUGAGGAAAAUUCCAAAUGAGUUAUGAAGUCAAAAGAGGAACGCUUCACGUAGUUUACCUGUAAACUAAGGUUCGAAAAAUUUUUCCCCUGACAAAUUCCUGUUACAACAUGGGUCAAACGUCACCCUUUUUUUCGAUCAAUAAAUGUAAAAUUGUGGUUUAGAAAAUUUUUUCUCCUACUAUUAUUUAUAUCAAAAAACGGGGUUUCUUUUAAAUUUUGCAAAUUUCCCCUUAAACUGGGGGCCCGGGGAAAAUUUCCCAAGUGCCCCCCUUCCCCUCUGAAAGGCCCUGGGUACCACUGCAUGACCAUUCAAGCCCAAGGUAUUCAUUACCGUAAUUUAGUCGCUACAUGUGUAAGUCUGACAUGUCUUAAUUGGCAUGGAACAUGAUUGGACUGAUAGCACUAAGGCAUGUUGAGGUCGAUUGAGUGUGAAAUUUCGUUGCAUAAGCACUAUCUUGUUGCUGAGACAAAUGUGUGAAUUCUUCAGGAUUCAAGAUCCCACAAUCGCACGUUUCUUAUACCAGUCCAUAAACUGGGCGUACGUGAAUUCUAAUAAUUUGUCGUUCUUUUUAAGGUUAUUGAAGUGUUUUGUAUCGACUUGUACAAGCAGUUCGCUUAUGAACUUACUUCAAAUUUCAGGUAAAGUUGCUUGUCUUGACUGUAAACAUAACAAUACGAUGUUAAUUUGAUGUCAAUUCAGCCUGAAUGAGAUCUGCGUGUCCUUAUAUUGGUGGAUAUAAAUAUUGUGUGCAUGUUAAUGUGUUGAAGGGAAAUGGCAAUGUAAAUUUUUAUUUUCUCAUUUGAAAGAAAUUUUGAAACUAUAUUUUUUAACUUUUCCUUCGCCGAUUUUUUGCAUCUUGCUUAGUUCUUGGAAUAUUUUUACUUGAAGUAAUGAGAUUGCCGCCAUCUUGGAUACAUUUUUGAUCUCAUUAACGGUAGUUUUGGUGACGUGAAUGGUUAUUCCCUGUUGUGGCGUCAGUGACGUCACAACAGGGAAUAACCAUCAUGUUUCGCUCGCUACUCUGGUUUAAAUAAAUGAUUACAAAGCGCAGUCGAAUUGUAAUCAAGACCCAACGUUUCGACACUCCAGUCUAGUGUCUUCAUCAGGGGUGAUCUAAAGAUGCAAUCGUGGCUUCUUAAAUACCCAAGGGAUGACGUCACCUGCCAAUGAGAUGCAUAUAUUCCUCUGGCAAAUAGGCACCGUCAUCCCUAUUCAAAGCAUGAUUACUCAUAUUUAUAUGCCACGCUUUUAGGCAAAGUCUGUGACCACAGGGAAUAACCAUAUAAGUAUUCGUUGCUGACCAAAUAUUGAUUGGUAGAUGUUUUAAGGUUUUUCGGAGUGUCUAUUGUUUUUUUUGUUUUUUUAAAUUGCUCAAUAGCAACCGUAAUUUGAGGUUUUGAGUGAUCUUGAUAUUUCGAAGGGCAGACGGAGUAUACUUUUGAGUGCAAAAUGAUUAGUUGUUGUCUAGAUAAAAAUAUUGCGUGACCCCUGUUGUGACGUGACAUGCAUAUCUACAAAAAUUGAAGAUGGCGGACAUUUCAUUCCUUUCGAUCAAAAUAUUUGUAUAGAAGUAAGCAAGAUAUGUAAAAACAGUAAAAGAGUAUUAUAUAUAAUCUUAACAUUUCUUUCAAAUGAGAAAAUAAAAAAGGCGUUAUUUUCCAUGUGACAGGGGUUAAAAUAUCAGAGAACGGUCUGACAAAAUGUUCGAUGAUUUUGAGUUUGGGUCGGACAUAUGUAUUGUGAGGCCUCUAGUCCUGAACCCUAUGGGGUACAGUUUGAUUUACGUUGGCCAAAAAUUCGGUCGGACACCAAUUCUCUCGGCUCGGACAAACAAUAAACCUCAGUUUCACUUGGGGGCGGACAUAAUGUCCAUGGGUUUCCUCUCUACGUCGGACAAUUCGGGGAGGGCACAGGACUUCCAGUAGAAGAAAUUGGGCCUGUUCACAUCGACUUUUAUUAGAGCUAAACUCUCUAUUAGAGCUAAAGAUGUGAUAAAUCUAAUACGCGGACGUGACAAGAAAACACACCAUAAAUUCGCAGUGUCAGUAACACGGGUUAAAAUAUAGAUUAUUUUUGUCAACAAAGAAGGAUUCAGGUGAAAAACAAAUUCAAAAGAAAAGCAUAAGUAUAUCUGUCUUUUUGUCACGUCCGCGUACUCGAUUUAGCUCAUCUUAUAAGGGCGCAGCCGUCCUUCUGGGCAAGGCUUGCUCUUAAAUUUGAUGCACUAAAAUCUUGUGCCUUUCUAUAGAAUAAUAAGCACCCCCUCCUCCAAUCUGAUCAUAUUGUAUUUUCUCAGUUUGAAAGAGUUACAAAGUCUUCUUGAGAAGGACACAGGCAUCCCAAGCGAGCAUCAGGAAUUGUUUACCCACGAUGGAAGUGAUCUAACUUCACUGUCGUCUGCCACCGCGGUAAGAUUUUUAACCGUAUAAUUCGCACAUAGCCGCACACAAUGCAGGAGUCAGCUGUACAAAAAGGUAGUAAAAGUUAACUACAGUUAGUGCGAAAAUUAAACAAUCAAAAUCGUGUCUUUGUACAAUUAAAUUUAUAUACAAAAUAACGGUUGAAAUGUAGUUAAGAGUUGUAUACAACCGCGGCUCCUGGGGAACAAAAAAAGGCCACAAAGAUAUAGUUUUCUCAGAAAUCUAGUAUGGUAUGGUACAUGCAUGAGCGGGGUUUUCAAGGCGAUCAAAAUUGGACAAGUUCAAUGUUUUGAAAAAUUCACGAGUUAUUAUUCACGAUUUCAUAAGAAAUUAUAUAUAUAUUCAGGGCCAAAAAAAUACCUGGAUUUUCUAUACAUCUUGUUGCAAAAAUCCAGAAGUCCAGCACCACCCUAAAAUAUCUGCUUGACCAUACAUUUUCUUCUUUUCAAAUAACGAUUAGCGAAACUUCCACUGCUAAAUCUCAAAUAAUGGUAAUGUUGGGAUAGUAACGUUGCAGACUGCAGAGGAGAGCGGGCAGUAAGGGCUUUCUCAUGCACCACCCAAUGGAAAACCUGCACCCUCCUUGCAGACAAGGUUUGAUCCGCCCUUGACACUGCAUGGGCCCCUUAGACUACCUAGGACAUAUUAAUCUCAACCUGAUCGCAGGUUGGGCAUAAUCCAGCCUCUGACUUUCUCAGAAGUUCACGAGUAUGAAAAUGUAUUUUCUUUUCUUCUAGUGUUUGACGGCGUUCAUGUUCAACAAAGCGUUUAACCCAAAGCUAGAAUUGAGAUACAAACACGAACUACCAAGCAUUUUGCUUAAAAUGCGUAAGUAGAAUAGUAGAACUUUUCAAUGAGCCCCGCUCCCAUGAAUCAAGUCGAAAGGCUAUAAGCCAGCCAAUCAGAGGAAUACUCGGGCAGGCGGUGUCUGCUUGGUCGGGUAACUGACUGGCACUGGUGAUUGACAACCAGAGGUGGAAAUCCCAGAAAAUGUUUUUGGAUUUACAUUUUUGCAGAAAUUUUCACACACAUUUUUUGAUGUUUGAUAUCUAAAUUCUAAAUCACUGAAUAUAUACCUGAUUAAUAUAAUGAUUAAGCACCUAAUUAAUCUAUUAACUCGAUACCAAAAUUACAGCGGAAAGUUUCAUCAAAAUUAUUCAUAUAGCCUGCAGAAGGAAAUUUGUUUUUAAUCCUGUAACUACAAGGGCUCAAAAUAACGGGAGAUAGGUCUUCGGUCAAAAUGACCGGUUGAUUUUAGCUCUGCCAUUCAUACGCUUACACUAACAGUGAAACAAACUAUUAGAAACUUGUUUCGAUACAUCAGAGUUUCACGUUUUUAAUUCAAGACGCCAGCAAUCACAUUAUGAAAAUGUGGCCGGUUAAAAUGACCGGUGAGGUAAAAAAGUGACCGGUCAUUAGAGAGGUUAAGAUACCCCGGUUUACGGAUACGAGUAUCGCCAUUUUGUUUACCAAUUUUUGCUGAUGUCAGCAUUUUUACCCGUAAUUUUUACCCGUUUCCCCGCGGUAAACCAUGGUCUCUACACGUAAAAGACAAACGGGUACGGGUGUUUUCUGUUUACUAUUUGUGGGCCGUUUAAAUAGUAAAAAAAUUCAACAUCUUACCCAAAUAAAUAAUGCACAUAUGCUCGUCAAAGUUUUCAACAAUCUAUGGCGAACCUCAAUAGCGAAAGUUACCAUUCUCUGAUCGGUUUUCUCACGCCGGAGUAUCUUGCAUUUCUUAAGUUACAAGUUAUUCCCCGAUUUACGGGUACGGGUACGUGUAUAUUACCCGUACCCGUAAACCGGAACCGGGGUAUCUUAACCUCUCUAAUGUCCGUUGACCGUCCGUUAUAUUUAUCUUGUAUGCCUUAUCAGUCUUAGAGACACAUUGCUUCACACUACAAUACGAUAAGACAAUCACAAACGGCAAUUUGCUUAUUUUUCCCAAAUUUAUUGUAAUAUUUUGCAGAAACUUUUGAGCAAUAAACCAGGUAAUCAGUGGCGGAAAUCUUGGUGGGGCGCCUCCCCCGGAAAAUUGACGAAUUUUCGGAGAUUUUGACCUAAAAGAAGGCUAAAAACAGUCUUUUCGAGUGCUAAUGGGGGUGUCGGAAAUUUGAAAGUUUUGUCGGAAAUUUAGGAGGCUUUGCCCCCCCUCCCCGGAAAAAGUGAAUUUCCGCCACUGCAGGUAAUUCCCAGAAAAACAAUUCCACCUAUGCUAACAACUCUGCUAGUGCCAUCAUGCAUGAUACUGUAGAUCUGAUCUUAUUCAUUACUGCGAAGACUGUAUUUGUGUUUAAUUUCUGAAUUUUAUUUCCUUUUGUAUUUUUCAUAUUACAUAGUAGAAGAUCCCGAAGCAUUUUCAAAACGAUCAACGGUAUGUAAGGCCACUGCAAAUUAGAGUUUAGGCCGCGUUUACACUAUAACGCUACGAUUAGCAUUCCGUUAAAAAAUUCACUGCAAAAUAAGAAACUCGCGACUUUUUUGUGUACUUUUUCAGAAACGGCAUAUGGAAGUGUACAAACACAGUGUGUUCUUUAUCCACAGACAAAUUGAAAACAAUAAAUGUCUUAUACGUGGCUUGAAAGCUUUGGUGUAAGUAUAUUAAGAAUUUAAGAACGAAUUUAAUAGGGCCUUUCACGUCUGAGAUCGUUGGUUCGUUUCUCGCAGGUUGUCGAGCUCUAACUACAAGUUCUAUAACUUAUCUCAUACCUACCUCAUUUCUCAAUUUGGGCACUUUUUAACACUCGUCCCCAGUCCUCUCAUCAACUUUGGAAUAGCUAAUUGUAAUCGUAAUUCAUUUAGAAUCCGUUUGCUCAAGUGGUCUCGUCAGGAAUUUACUGUAAGAAGUGAGACAGUCGGUCAGAGAGUUACAGAACUGAGAUCAGUUUUUUCUUUCUUCGACCAAAGGUACUGUAUGAUCGUUUCAUAAUCCUGAACUGUCUGUGUCAUUGUAGGUUGUGUCAUAGGUUGUGUCAUUGUAGGUUGUGUCAUUGUAGGUUGUGUCAUAUGAUUAUUAGUGUCAAUAAUAUGAACAAGCUUUCGUUGGUAGGGUUGCAUCUACCUGAAAAUAUUUUAUAAAAUAACAUGUAUAUAACGCGUAUUCUGAUUGGUCGAAAGCCGUGUUUGGAUCAGGCCAUCCAAACACGGAAGACUAUCGUGUUGUUGUUAUUUUAUAAAACAAUUACUUUAUGGUUUCCGUGUUUGGAUGGACUGAUCCAAACACUUGGGAAUGUUGCUCGAGUUAAGAAAAGCGGGCAAAAUCACUCGCCUUCGGCUCGUGAUUUCGCUCGCUUUUCUUAACUCUCGCAACAUUCCCGCGUGUUUGGAUCAGGCCAUCCAAACACGGAAACCAUAAAGUAAUUGUAUAAUACCUCAAAUUCAAAUUGUCCAAUGAAACAACAUCAUUUGUACCACGUGACAACGUGACUUUUUACGGUAUUUCACUCAAAUUCAUGAUUUCGCAAUCCAGCGUGAGAUACUAUAUUAGAGAGGUUAAGAUACCCCGAUUCCGGUUUACGGGUACGGGUGAUAUACACGUACCCGUACCCGUAAAUCGAGAAAUAAUUUGUAACUUAAGAAAUCCAAGAUAUUCCGGCGUGAGAAAACCGAUCAGAGAAUGGCAACUUUCGCUGUUCAGGUUCGCCAUAAAUUGUUGAAAACUUUGAUCAGAAUAUGUGCAUUAUUUAUUUGGGUAAGAUGUUGAAAAUUUGUACUAUUUAAACGGCCCAAAAAUAGUAAACAGAAAACACCCGUACCCGUUUGUCGUUUACGUGUAGACCACGGUUUACCGCGGGGAAACGGGUAGAAAUUACGGGUAAAAUUGCUGACAUCAGCAAAUAUUGGUAAACAAAAUGGCGAUACUCGUACCCGUAAACCGGAACCGGGGUAUCUUAACCUCUCUAAUAUCCCACGGCAGAUCCACCGUGGCCCACGCUCACGCGUGGACACCACGCUCUGAAACAAUAUGGCGUUCGCGAGCUGUUGUUUGUAAUUUCGUACAGAACUACAGAAGAUUUAUUAAGUUAACCAAAUAUUUUCAACACGCAUGUUAACUUCAACGAUCCAAAGGAUACUUGCUCAAAUAUUUUUUAAAAAGAGAAAACGUCAAAAACUCAGGUAUACAUAACUUAGAAAUUAAAAAUUAUAUUCGCUUCAAGUUUUAAAGUUUAUUCUGAACUUGCUAGUUUCUUAGUGACGCGAUAUUUACAGCAAUAUAUGCAAAACGUACUGAACUUCAGACAUCAUUUUCUCUUUGGCGUACCAUCUAAAAAUUUUAGCAUUAUUUUACAGAUUAAGCACUAAACGUACUUUUUAAGUUUGUUUUCAGAUUGAGAAACGUAUCGAAAAAUAAAAUUUUUCAAUGUAGUCAUAGCCGCAAGUGGUAUAUUAUAUACUCUUUAGUUUUUGAGCGCAUGGUACGCGCAAUUAUUAUUAUACAAAAAGAUCUCCUCUUAAACAUUUAGGAUUCGCUCGCGCAUGCGCCCCAACCGUGUCAAUAACAUCAUAUUUUGUAUGCCAUUUCAAUCGCUGUAGCGUCGCGCAUCCAAUACAAUCAAGUGCGGCACAUGAAGAUUACGCCAUGGCAUGAGAAAUAUCCGGUGUGUCCAUAUACUAAGCCAGGUGAUCUCGUGUUUGUAUUUUAGCCAAUCAGCGCUCAGAAAGGGUUGUCCGAAUAGAAAUCCAUUUUGAUGUAUUCAGUCAAUUAUAUCUUUCGUUAUUCUUUAUGAAACUAGUUGAAAUUUUGUAAUUAUGUUUGGUUAUGAGAACUAUAGCUCUGGCAAAAAUAUGGAAUCGAAAUAAAGUAUAUUACAGGAGAUAUUCAGUUGUUUUAAUCAUAAAAUGGAUUUCUAUUUGACAACUAGUGCCAGUACUUUUCCGCGUAUCAAGAUCACCUGGAAGGAGCAGGGUUCGAAUUAGACAGGAAGAAUCGAUUUCGCAAAUUUCCUUCUUGAAAAUUUGAAGGAAAUUUCAGUUUUGAAAAGUGGAAACACUGCUUGCGAAAAACAAAAUGGCGCUCGUUUCGUAGCGAUUUUUUUGUAAAUUUUCUGAAGAAAUUGUAGCCAUAUCCUUCAUUUCACACAUUCUUUUUAGUACAAAAUACAAUAAUAGUCAGCAAAAUACUCCAUUAUAGUAAAAUACAUUCGAAGUGAUUGUGAAAAUCAACCUUUGACACAUUGUUUUUGCAAAACGCCAUUCCGUCGCAAAAUGGAUGAUUUUGCGUUCGCAAAAAGUGAACUUGCAUUCGCAAAUUGCGAAUAGCGAGCCGCUAAUUCGAACCCUGAAGAGAUAUCCAUUAUAUAAAAUUCUUUCCAUCUUUUCCUUUUCUUUAUUACCCAGUCUUCGUACUGACUUGAAAAACUACGAGAGUAAAUGUUCAACAUUCAAGAAUGGUGUCACCAGAGAUAUGCCGGAUUUUGAAGCCUGGAGACGAGUGGAUAUAAAUAAUAUAUUGGUGAGUACAGAAGCGAGAUUAUACGAGUUGACAAGCGAGAGUUUACAUGAGAGUUUCCUCAACUUUCAUUGCUUGAUCAAAUGAGAACAAGAGUUGCAUAGAGUUAACAAGCGAGAGUUUACAUAAGAGUUCUUUCAACUUUGAUUUCUUGAUCAAACGAGAACAGGAGUUGCAUGAUAGUUGACACUUAACAAGCGAGAGUUUACAUGAGAGUUUCCUCAACUUUCGUUGCUUGAUCAAACGAGAACAAGAGUCGCAUGAAAGUUUGCAUUCGGGAGUUUACAUGAGAGUUUUUUCAACUUUCAUUGCUUGAUCAAACGAAAACAAGAGUUGCAUGAGAGUUGACAAGCGAGAGUUUACAUGAGAGUUUUCUCAACUUUCAUUGCUUCAUCAAACGAGAACAAGAGUUUCAUACAUGAGAAUUGACAAGCGAGAGUUUACGCGUGAGAGUUUCAACUUUCAUUACUAGUUGAUCAAACGAGAACAAGAGUUGCAUGAGAGUUUGCAAGCGAGAGUUUACAUGAUAAUUUCCUCAACUUUCAUUGCUUGUUCAAACGAGAACAAGAGUUUCAUACAUGAGAAUUGACAAGCGAGGGUUUACGUCAGUGUUUCAACUUUCAUUGCUUGAUCAAACGAGAACAAAGUUGUAUGAGAGUUGACGAGCGAGAGUUUAUAUGAAAAUUGUCUCAACUUUCUGUAUGCUGUUCGAACGAGAACAUGAAUUCUGUUGUUUUCAAAUUUCAGCGAGAGGCCAGUGAAAUUUUCAAAAGGAAAAGUGAACUGCAAAAUAAGAUAGCAACGAUGAAAAACAAUGAGCGAGUCAGCAAGACUCCCGAGCGAUCAAUGCAGCAGUUAACUCAACGGUAAUUAUAUGUGUAUUGUUAUAUAGCUACGGUGAACACCAAACGUGAUUGGUUGAUUUGUGGUCACGUGGUUUUAAAUAAAUGCAAUGUAUACCGCCCGACAACAAAACAAAAUGGCGGAACAACUAGCAUAAUUAGAAAGUACGAUUUUCCAAGUUUGUGUUCAAAUAAAGACUGUAAAAGAGAAGAAAAAUACACAACAGGCAACAGGAUAUGCUGCUGAAACCGUUUAAGUAGGUUCUUUUAAUUUUAAACUCGUUUACACUAUAGAGUUUUUGUCACGAAAUACAAUUGUUGUAUGAAUGUUGUUGAAUGUUCAUUUUUGUUCGUCGCUAUAUAACAAAACGCUUAAUGCCUGUUUCCUCGGGAAAUAGUCAGUUUUGUUUUCGCUCGGAAUCUCAAUUUUCCCUCGACGAACAUUGAGACUCUCGGGAAAACAAAACAAACUAUUUCCCUCGGGAGCAGACAUUAAUUAAGUGUAUAAUAUUUUUUGAACUUUAUUUGUUCACGGCGAACAGGCCCGACCGGAAGUUGCACAGAAAAAUGGUCAUGUCGCUGAUCAUUCAUUGCAUGACAGUGUGGGCUCAGUCAAGAAUUUUCCCGCGUUUUUUUGUUUUGCUUUAUUUCGGUAAUCGUUCCAUGUUUCGCGCACCAAUAUAGUAAACGUUAUGUAAUGGAUAUGAUAGUGUACUGAAAAGUUAACUGGAUACCUCCAUACACAUAUAUACACACCCUAACCCUAUCCUUAACCUUAAACCUAACCCAACCCCUAACCCUAAUACCUAUAACCCCUAACCCUAACUUAUAUUGGUGCGCGAAACAUGGAACGAUAACCUUUAUUUCGAUUGAUUUGUAGCGAAAGGGUUUUUAUUAGUUAAAGCUUUUCUAUACUUCUGUUCAGUCCUUGGAAUUUACUGACCUUGGCGCUCGGUAAAUGCCGAGGCAAAAAAGAUUGCCGAGGUAAUUCUACGAUAAGUAGACAUCAAUAGACAUCAUUAGUCUUGAGUAUACUUUAUAUCACCAAAGCUUUUCUGAAAACUAUGGAAAUUAUACUUGACAAAGUUACGAUAUUUUAAAUUAUAGCGCGUGAAUUAGAUAGUGGUAUUUAUACCUUUGUAAACAAGAACACAAAAGUGAAUGUAUUGAUUAUCGACUUUUCAAUCACCUUGUCUGUUUCAUAAGGUUUCCGCAGCAAGAAAAAAUAUAAAAUUGUAAGUGUUUUAGACAGAUAUUACGAAUAGCAGUACACUCUAGAAACUGUUUAUACUGACCUGCCAAAGUGUGCCUAAGAUCCGAAGCCUUGGUCGAGGUGUGCCGAAGUCUUUGUCGAGUUGUUCCGAAGUAAUUACUGAAGUAAUUUAAAGGAAUUUCAUUGUUUUCCUCGGCAGAAAAAAAAUGGUGAGGCAAACGAGCCGUAAUUGCAGAAGACGUCGGCAAUUAUUUUGUUGAGGCAAAAAUAGCUUAAUUACCUGGAGGACUGCUUUGAGGUUCAUAUCUUUAGUGAACUCUUCCUUGAACCAUGUCUGAAAUAUAAUAUUUUCACUUGAAGGGCUAAAGAAAUUCAGUCCAGAUAUGAAAACAUGAAAGCAAGCAUGAGAAACCAGCCUGGCAUGAAAAAACCAGAAGGUACACAGUAGUUUUUCAUGUAAUUCUUAAAUGUCUGUUUAUGUGAUAUUUCAUCCUCGUCCCCAGAGCCUCUUAGCCGCGCGAGUCCUUCAAAAAUCAUAUGCGGAAAUGGCGGGGAAAAUGUCUGCCAAAAUAAUAGUAGUAAAUACGGGAAAAGCGUAUACUAUAACGAAAUGGCUGAAGCGUUAAGGUAGGGAAUUCACCGCUUUUUCCUUGUGUCAUAUGGGUCUCCAUUAGCAAUAAUGCAAAGCUCACUUCUCUUGUGGUGUUUGAGCACUCUGACCACUGGAUGCGUUGACCUCACUUUUCUUAUCCGAGGUAUUAAAUUUAAUUAUAAUAUAGCAUUUGUAAAUUCUGGACGCUGAUUGGCUAAGAGCCGUGUUGCAUGACAUAACUCAAUGUCAUGCAACACGGAAAAUUUCUCGUCGCUCUUUAAAUUCAAAAGCGUAUUCCCGAAAUUUGGCACUAAACUUUUUGGCACUGGAAGCGACGGAGAAACCCCCCAGAAGGUUUGCAUAUUUAGAAGCAAGCGAUUUAGACGAGUUAUUAGAAGCAGCACACUCCAAAAGAACGAAAUACAGCACUGCUUUAACGAAAUACAGCACUGCUUUAACGAAAUACAGCACUGCUUUACCGAAAUUCAGCAAUGCUUUACUAAACGAAUUUCUCGUGUUCCCAACGUACUUUCACUCGUGUUGAUAUAACUAUAUAUCAACACCAAAAAUGUUUUAUAUUUGUCAAAUAAUAUCCUUUACUCAUAAAUCAAUGGUCUUUAUUUAAAAUGAAGUGAAUUAAUUUUUUUCAGACAAAAGCUCAUGCUGGAAAGAUAAGAUUGGAACAGUGCGGGACACUAUAAAAAUGAUUUUGAAAGAAGUUGAAAAAAUUAAUGAAGAGUUUUAUCAUUUUUUAAGGUAUGCUAUAACUUGGAAGUUUGAUAUCGAUAUAACACUAACAUGCAGGCCUCAAAUGCAAGACAUCUCUUUAUGAUACACGAAUUUCCGUGGCGUUCUUAGGGCUCGUUAAGCAAACGAUGAUGGUAUUAGACCUGUUUCAAACGUCGCAUUUUGCAUGCAUGUGUAGACUUUAAUAUCAAUGGCUUGCAUUAUGUACAUAUACAAACAUACAAAAUCAGAGAUCAGAAUUUUACAUCAACAAUGAUUGUGUAGGAAGUCGUAAUUUAAAUCGUUUUCUGUACUGCAGUACCGAAUCCCCAAAAUGAUUACAAAACAACUGAUAAAAUAUUUACACAAAUAAUGUAAACAAUAAUGGGAAAAUCUUUCGGCCUCUUCGUGGAUGGAAGUGGUGGACGGGAAACUGAAGUCUAAUUUGGAGUGGUCAUUUUAAUAAUAAAUUCCCUCGACCUCGAUAUGUUAACCGCAUGCAGGCCUUGAAAUACGUAUGGGCCUACCAGUCAAUGAUCACCGGUCAUUGACCGGUAUGUUUUUCUGCCUGACCGAAAAAUAUUAAUUACCGCUUACGGAAUGGGCACAUAAUGCAUUUAAUGAAAAAAAUACGCACAUAUCCGGGUUUGUUUCGCAACUUACUUUCAUUCGUCAUUUGUAACAGGUAUGUUAUGGCAAACAAUUGUUUUGUUUGUCACCAUCUAAAUACUAACUAUUCUCGUGUAAACUGCGCGGUGACCAUUAUUCUUACAAAAACUGAAGAGAAUACACAUAAUACACGAAUUUUUCUCUUCAACAUUUGUGGUCGUUUCUCGGUAUAUUCGCCAAGAAAUUGAGCAUUUUCGGCAGAAUUUCCUAAUGAGCAAAAUAAAAGAUGACCAGCAAAAAACCUAUAAUCCACCAAUCAUGUUGACCGGUAUACCUUCCAGAUGUGCCGCCGUUGUUCCCUUCAAAAUUGUUCAUUUGUAAUUAUUGCUCACAUGCAAGUUUCUUCGUUUUAGAGAAUUAUUUAUAUUGAGACAAGAAUUAGAAAAUUUUAUUCCAACCUUAAAAGGUCUUGAAACGAAAACAAUCGAACUUGGCGGGAAAAUACGAGAAGUGAGUAUUUGUGUCUUCUACAUUUUGUCUUUCGAAAUUUGGAGUACAGUCGUAGUGGCAGCCCAUUAGAUCAGAUUAAUUCAUUAAAAUAAUCAGAUUAAUUCUUAAAAUAAGUGGCAGCCCAUUAGAUCAGCCCAUUAGAUCAUUAAAAUAAGUGUCGUUGUGAAACAAAGAGUAUGUAUUAUAUAAUAUAUAAAACCGAUGUUAUUUUUUAGUUAAGUUACUUUAAACCGAAAAUAACGCCACAUUGAAACGUCACUGUUGCCAUAGCAACGGCAAUUAGGAGUAAUGUUCGUUGACAUAUAUGUACCGGGACUGCUUGCUCGGCCUCAAAAAGCGAGGUCGCAAUAUGGCGGAAAUAUGAGAGUGGUUGCUCAUGAAGUCGACCGCUGACCAGUACUCAAGAUGCGCCAGCAGUGCUGUUUUACUCUGAUAUGCGUCAGCUUCAAUUUGCCUCUCAAGCCUUCAGUCAAAAAGUAUUGCAGCAAGCAGUCCAUAAUAUAUAUAUAUAUAUAUAUAUAUAUAUAUAUAUAUAUAUAUAUAUAUAUAUAUAUAUAUAUAUAUAUAUAUAUAUAUAUAUAUAUAUAUAUAUAUAUAUAUAUAUUGGAACGACAGUAAUAGUUAAGCUAAUUUAAACACCUAACAAUUGCUUACGUGAAUAAUUUGACAGAUUUAAUAUUCGGCUCAUUAAAUUCAAAAGGAUCCAGUGCUAGUUUACCCUGGAUUCCAGAGCCUUCGACAGUAAAUAAUAAAUUGAAAUGUCGCGAAGGCUCUGGUUCAACAGGGUGAUUCUUUGAUUAAGCCGCGCCAAUCACAAAACAGAAUUAGUGGUUUUAGUACAGAAUCUGUACUAAAACCACUAAAUCUGUCUGUACUAAAACCACUAAUUCUGUUUUGUGAUUGGCGCGGCUUAAUCAAAGAAUCGCCCCGUUGAACCAGAGCCUUCGCAACAUUUCAAUUUAUUAUUUACUGUCGAAGGCUCUGGAAUCCAGGGUAGUGCUAGUUUUGAAAUUAGUACUAAGCCGGGUAUACCUAUACUAAGCUUCAAUGUUCAUUUGUGAUGGUUUAGUUGUUUUUAUUUAAUUUUCUUUCUGAUACUCCUUGUCAUGUAAAUGUUCAGUGUUGUUUACCUCUACAGUGGCAACAGAGCAGGCAGGAACAGAUCUGGAAAUUACUCUCCCGCAGCAAUGUAAGUAUAAUUAAGUACAUAUAUAUCGGGCUACAGAGUCCAGUGGUCGGUUGUAUGAAAGCCAGAUAGCACUAUCGUUUGCAUGAUAGUGAUUUUUUCAAGCUUUCUUAAAGUGGCCGUAUAGACUGGUAUAACUCAGAUUAAACUUCGUAUAUAAAAGUUGAAGUUUCCUUUUAUUUAUUGUGGGAUCCAUGUUCGUAGUUCUCAAGCAUUUUUGCAACGGUUGAAAAAAUCACUAUCUGGCACCGGAGUUACAGAGCCACAGGUUCGAUUCGCAUAUAGGCAUAGUUUGAAACCCCCUCCUCCUUAAGGGGCAGCUGAUAAACCAUCUCAAAAAAGACAAAAAAAGGGGGGAGAUGGGCAUUUUUUGUAAUAAUGGUCGUGGGUUACUGAAAAGGGCUGAGUUGGUUAAAAAUCGGGAGAUUUUUACAAGGGAUUAAUACAAGCAUUUUAGUCUAUACUAUACCGUUUAUCGGAAGAAGAUUGGGUUUUAAUAUGACAUUUUAAAACAUGGUUUUAAUCGGAAUAUAUAUAUACAACAAUCAAGUACUUUCUUUCUUUUGCAAUUAAUUAUUACAUGCAUUUGCCACAUUUUCCUCAGAGUAAAUUGUGAAAAUAGGAUUACGGAGAAAGAAUGCGUUUCAAAAGCCAAUCGAAGAUUGUAUUAAUCCCUGGGAAUGAGCAAAAAACUUUCAAGAAAAUUGCUUAGCAAGACAGGGACAAAUUAAUUAAAUAGGGGCGAUAAGACUCCUUUCCAAACUAUUGGUGGACGGCCUAUUGCAAAAAACCCAUCUACUUUCUGUAAAUAUGUAUGUAUUUGUGUUUAACAUUAACAGGAUAAAGAGGAAAAGGCUGAAAAAGAUCAAGCAAGCUCGCAGCAAAGACCAGCUGUAAACCCAAGGAGAAGGUAUAAAGUGUCUAAAUGCAUACAGAGGCAGGCCAGAAGAUUAAAAAAUUCGGCAAUUUAUAACGAAAAUUGGGAAUUUCAGUUAGCCUUCAUGCGGAGUUAUUGUCGAUUUCAACUUACGUUUCACUAAAAAGUUCAAAAGUUCAUAAUGAAAUUCACAAGCAGGUUUGUAAACAAAUCCUCUGAUUGGCUACUAAUCAAACCAGCCAAUCAAGUGCUCAGUUUACAAACCGAUUUGUAAGUUUCAUUAUGAGCGUUUGAACUUUGCAACGAAUUUGUGAAGUUCGGAACGAAGUUCGGAACAUUCUAGUGAAAAGUAAGUUGAAAUCGACUAUAAGGAAUAUCGUCUUUCUUAAGUGACGUUCUCGUGGCCUAGCACUCGCUGAGCUAAAUUGAAACUUUUCAAGUGCAAGUCACCUGACAUUUUCUUGCGUACUAACAUCUGGUACCCAAUUUUUCUUGAGCAAAGUUUUGAAGUUGAACAAUCUUUUAUAUAUAUAAUAGGUAAAUUACGAUCACAUUUUGGCUGAUCUAAAUUGUGAAAUUGCUUGCUAAACGUAAUUGUGAAAACGCCGAAUUUUUUCUUGUAGCUAACACCGUGAAAGGCAUUUCUUCUUGCUUCAGUGUUACUAAGCUUGUUUUUGUCGGCGUUUGUAUGUGUGUCUGUGUGAAUGUGUGUUUGUCAGCACCAUAACUUAAAAAAUAUCAAACUUAUUAACCCAGGGUUAAGCUAAUCAGCUUUCGAAGCCGGCCCCUGGCCCUCCUGAGUGUUGGUGCAGGGACGUUUGGCAGACAGCCAUUAGGCUGAAAGACAUUAGACUGACUUUUGCCGACAGACGUUUCGCCGACAGGACAUUUCACCCACAAAACAUUUUGCCGAUAGGACAUUUCACCGACAAAUAAAAUAACUAUGCAUAAAAUUACUACGAACGUGGAACAUUUCAGGGAUGGAUCCAGCAUGAUCUAGUAGGUGGGGAGGGGGGGGGGCUGCUCUGCCAGCUCUGGUGCCGAAUCUGGUGUCGCCCAUCAACUUGCUUGACUACUGCAAAGUCUUAUUUCACUACCGUAUUUGAAUUGUAAUUGUUGUUCACAGUUCGCUUAUCAUCAUGUUGUUACUCAAAUUACUGUAUCUCAUUUUGUCUCUAAUAUUUUUUGCUUUAUCAUGAAGAAUAGCACACACCCUGCACCCCCUCUGGCCAGGCCUAGGGGGGGGGGGGGGUGCCCUGAAACAUUUAUUGUAUCAUAUAUUGUAUCUUACUAUCUUUCACACGUAUGUACGGGUUGUGCAAUAACACACACAGAGUCGUAAAUUCAACCUUUGGUAAAUUUUCAUAGAUGGGCCAACUGAGAUUCCGGCAGAAAUUCCACAGUGCUUUGAGUAAAAAAAGUACAACAAUGUCUGUGAGUCAUCCUUUUGUCAACUAUCUUUCUAUUCAAUAAAUGAUUAAUCCUUUUGUUUUUAGUCAUCAAAACAGACAUCAACCGUCAGCAUUAUUUUAGAAAAUAAACUUCGGCCAAAAGGUGCUAUCAGUGAAGUGUCCUGUCGGUCAAACGUCUGUCGGCCACAUGUCCGUCCACGUGAGGGUUGCCGUUUUGUAGCCUCUCUGCAAAUGAGAACAACUCCGUUGAUUGAAAUUUAUUGUUGCUUUUUAGAUCAUCAGGUACAGAACUUUUUAAGCAAAGUCAAGCACUUUUGUCCAGGUUUGUCAAUAGAAACAUGAUCUAUAAUUUUGGUUUGCAAUUGUCUUCGUGUUUAAUCAUUUCG
Paramuricea clavata is the source of this 29839-nucleotide messenger RNA. Lineage: Eukaryota; Metazoa; Cnidaria; Anthozoa; Malacalcyonacea; Plexauridae. The record is from the annotation of a GenBank genome assembly.